AUGAAAGUAGAGGUUAUUCCCAACCUUUACAUGUCAUCGUUACUACUAUCCAUUGGCAUGUGUGUCUUCAUGCAUGUCCUGUGGAUGGCCAGUAUGACCCAUGCACAAUCCUCGUGUCCUCACCUGGAUUCAGGGCUUAUCAAAUUCUCAACUCUCCCCAAUUACAAUGUGCUGAAUGCAGAUUUGACUAUUACUCAACGAACACUUGUGGACAAGUCUCCUGGUGUGAAAUUGAGAGCCAUUCAGGUCUUGAGCGGUGCUUCCCUUGUAUUCAAUGAUGUGGCUGAUAUCGCUCUUGAUGUUGAAUGGAUUCGAGUGGCGUCUGGUGCUUCCUUCAUUAUGGGUUCUCCUUCAUGUCCAAUCCAACACAAAAUUGUGGUCACGUUUUAUGGUAACCGAACAGCAGACGACGUGAUUGGAGUGGAUCCAUAUGAUAACACACCUGGUGGUUCUAAGGGAAUUGUCUUUCAAAGUGGAUCUAUGGUUCAAAUCCAUGGACAAGUUCCAACACCUACAUGGACAUUCCUGGCAAAGACUGUCAAGGACGGAGAGAAUGUGAUCAAGUUAACCGAAAAGACCUCAUGGAAAGUAGGAGACUCUCUCGUGAUCGCCAAUACAGAUUAUGGAGAGUUGGUAGAGACUAGAAAGGUGCCAUACUCUGAAGGUUUAGGUUGGAUGAAUGGCGUUCCUUUUCCUGCUCAAACUGAAGAGAGAACAGUGGUGAGCGUUCUGGAUGGUGGUUCAACGCUCGUGUUAAACAAACCUCUGAAUUACACUCAUUGGGGUAAUGCUCACAUGAAAGCUGAAGUUGGAGUUUUGAAUCGAAAUAUUGUGUUUCAGGGAGAUGUCAACUCGGUGAAAGAUUCAUUUGGUGGUCACAUGAUGAUUCGUGUCGUUGAAAAAGCAACCUUAGAAGGUAUUGAAAUGACACGAAUGGGUCAAAGAGGUUUCAUGGGAAGAUAUGCCAUCCAUUGGCACAUCCUUGGCGAUAAAGCUCCAGAAAAUGAUUCGUAUUAUAUCAAGCCGUCCGUAGUUCAUCAUGGUUUCCAGAGAUGUGUGGUCAUUCAUGACUCGAAUAAUAUUUUGAUUCAAGGAAAUGUAUGCUACAAGAAUGUGGGACAUCAAUUCUUUUUAGAAGAUGGUGGUGAAAUGGGAAACAAAUUCAUCAAAAAUUUGGGUAUUGAUCCGAUUGCUGUUGGUAAUAACGAUCCAACUCAGAUCCUCCCCUCUGACGCAGAUGUGAGCGUAUUUUGGAUUACUAAUCCAAAUAAUACAUGGAUUGGAAAUAGUGCCGUUGGUUCAAAGUUCAAUUAUUGGUUUUCAAUGCCAUUAAAACCAACGGGAUUGAGUUCCUCGAAAUAUGCCAAUAAUCCACUCAUGACUCCAAGAACCAUUCCUUUGAAAGUAUUCGAAGAUAACAUUGCUCACAGCGGAAAUCAAAAUGGUAUUCAUAUCGAUGAUAUGGUCAUGCCAAAUGGUAAGACUGAAGCAGCCUUGUAUCGACCUGCAGAUCCCUUUGGAAAGCCGGUCGUGGCUUAUUUCAAACGUGUAAUUUCGUAUAAGAAUCGAAGAUAUGGAAUUUGGUCCGAAGGAGGUCCAGUGUUGUUUUCAAACAUUAUAGCUAGUGAUAAUAGAAUUCAAAUGGGAUGUCCACCAGGACCUGUUGGAAUUUUCGAUUCAACCUUAAUUGGCGAUUCAGAAAAUGUUGGAGAUUUGAAAUCCAUGCGUCCAGGACUUGAUACAGAUGGUAGAACACGAUCCAUUCCAUAUGCCAUGGCAGAUCAAAUCACCAAAGGAUUUGAGACCUAUGAUAAUGGUGGUCCACAAGUUCUCGACUCGAUUACUUUUAUCAAUUUUACUUCGACUCCAAGCAUGCCAGCUGGUGCUUUGGGUGCGUUAUCGAAUGCUCCUUUCAAACAUGAAUCAAGAAAUCGUUAUCAAAAUUUAAAGUUCAUCAAUGCCAAUGAAUUUUUCUUACUGAAUGGAGAUUACGAUGGUAAUAAGGGUUCGGUCAUUCUCGUGACUGAUAAUUCUAUCAAAUCUGUGGAUCCUGUGAAAUUCAAAUCAGGUGGUUGGCUCAUUAGUAAUGAUUCGGUUGUUGCUUUUAAAGAGUGUAUUUUCAAACAGGAAUGGCAAGGAGGAAUGUGUCCUCUCUUUGCUGAAGGAUACUCUCAAAUUGUGACUGUGAAUCCAAAUAUUACCGGAAGUGAUACCACCGGUUCCAAUGGUGUGCCUUAUCCUGACGUUGCAGAUCCAUUGAAGAGAGUUCCUAGAAUUCGAUAUAUUGACAUGGUGAGAAACAGAGAGACUGUUGGCAAUGGUGCUUCGAUCAGUCGCUCGAAUGGAGUCAUUGAGUUCAUUAUGGAUGUAAAUUUAAUUAAUAGAGGAUUUUAUACAGUGAGAUGGGUCCAUAAUACACCAACUCCAAGAGCGCUCAAGUUUAUUCAUCAAGGAACAGCCCUCAAUGACUGGCUGGUCAUGUCCGUGCAAUACGCAAAAGGAACAACUUUCACCAUAACAAAAUCAAGAUUUGGUAACCCCACCACAAUGCAAAAAGGAAAUUCCAUGGAAGAGAUCAUGAAUGACCCAAUGAAGUAUUUCUUUGAUGAAAAGUCAGAGCAUUUAUUCAUCAAAAUGCAAAAUAGACCUGAUUAUGGAAAAUAUUAUAGAGAAAAUUGGAAUUUCACAGAUCCAAUUUCUGAUUUUUCACAAGUGACGAUUGAUGCCUCAUGUCCCAAUGAUAAGUGUUCUCCAUCCUCAUUCGAGCUUCCACCAAAUGCAAACCUCUUCCAUAAGAUGUACAACAAGGAAGAGCGUUAUGCUGGAAUUCUUCAAAGCUGUCAGCAAUCAUUAGUCUCUCCUGUGAAAUUCGUACCAAAACAAGGAAGUGGUGUAGUCUUUGCCUUCACAUCACCAGAUCGAUUACAAAUGGAUUUUGUCGUGCAUCACGACUUGGUAGGAACUGCCACAGAAAUUGAGGUUGGAUUUGGAAAUGAAGGUCAAGAAAAGCGCUUCCUUAAAGUCCCAUACUACAUCUCGCCUCAUUCAGUGGCAAGAUUCAUUGUGGAUUUGAGUUACAAUGAUUAUUUAAGCUUGUUGAGAGGAGAAAUGUUUGUUAAAGUGUCUUCUCUUGCAAAUCCAAAUGGCCAUUUGAGAGCUCAGGUGUUGUGUAAUAAUGGAAAGACAAACGGAUGUUCUCUUCCAUCACCCAUCGCUAAAGUAGAUAUGUGUGCUGCUGUAUCGAGCCCAACCAUUGAUGUCUAUACAGAUUUUGAGAAAACAAAAUCCCUUUGGACCUAUUCUGUCUUUAGCCAUGCUCUAGAUUCGAGAACUGCGUAUUUAAAUUCUUCUCAUGUCCAUGCAGAUGGUUGUGGAACUUCAUCCUUACGAGUUGGAUUCCAAAACGGUGCUGUUGCUAUGAAUCGUGUGGAUAAGAAUGCAGCACGAGUGGAUUUAACACAGUACAAGUAUUUGGAAUUUUAUGUGAAAUCAUUGACAGGGGCUGUCAAAUUAGUGCUUUAUCCAUCAGAGACAGUGAACAAUGCCGUUGUCGAUUUACCCUCGUAUCCAAUUCAGCCAAGGCACAUUGACAAUUAUGUGAUUGAUGACACUCGUUUUUCAAGAGUUCGAAUUCCGCUUGCAGAACUUGCCACUACUUCCAAACUCGAAGCCAAUAUCACAAGAUUGUUGUUCAAAUUGGCAUCGACUCAUACCUCAAACUUUUACGAAAUGAUUUUCGAGAAUAUUCGUUUCAUUAAGGAAGCUGGCUCCCCAGAACCUACCCACAUUCCAAUCACCUCAAAUGAAAUUGCAUACUUGACUGAUUCGACAUUUUGUGGAUCCAAAGUGUCUCAAGAUCCAGACUAUGAUCCAUUUGGAAUGAGAACUGCUGUGUUACCUCCAGAAUUGAGUUCUUCUUCACCUCUGCCACCUGUUGAACCUUCACGUAGUAUGGCUCAUAAUAGAACUGUCUCGAGUGGAAAUGCAAAACUUUCUCAUGGAUGUCGGCAACGAACUUGCCCAACGCUAGCUCUCAUUUAA
Naegleria lovaniensis is the source of this 4041-nucleotide messenger RNA. RefSeq lists its product as uncharacterized. The transcript is spliced from 11 exons. The record is from RefSeq and is a predicted model, not a curated record. Lineage: Eukaryota; Heterolobosea; Eutetramitea; Acrasida; Naegleriidae. Bases 1 to 4041 code for a protein of 1346 amino acids.